AUGUUCAGCAACAAUGCUACGGGCUCCUGCGAAGAUUAUAGCGGAAAACGCCAAGACCUGGAGACGAAGUUGAAGGCUCCAUUAACUGGGUACCCUCAAGUUAUUAGUAAAACUGGGAGCGUGCUAAGUUCUCUGUGUCAAUUAAUAAAUGAAGCAGAGUGGAAAAAUGGAUGUAAAGUUAUAAGGAAUGAUAUUGACUAUGGGACUUUCCUCCAUAGAAAAACAAUCCAUGAUUAUUCGUUCAAUUAUAAUAAAAUAGAAGGGGAUUUAUUGAAGAAUGAUAAGCCCAAUUGCAGAGGCCGGUGGUCAGAACACCGGAGUGGUGUUCUUACAGCCUGUAAUGCUGUAAGUGAGAAGUGUCCAGAGGGAGAUACUAAAACUACUGUUGACCCCUAUUGUAAGGAUUUCAAGGACAAGUAUAAGUUUUAUUGUGGUAUGGCGAAAACGUUAGAAUCGUACUGCACAAAAAAAACUGAAUUAGAACAACUAACAUCACAGAAACUGCAAGCAGAAGCAGCAACACAACAAGCACAACAAGAAAAACAAUCCACACAAUCAAAAUUAAACGAAGCUGAAAGUAAAGCGAGUGCUGCUUCUUCCCUUUCUUCUGCUUUCGGCACACUAGCAGCAUUAGAAUUACCAGCGGCCCUAUUCCUUCUAUAUAAAACCCAUUCUUUCCUUUCAUUUAGACCCCUUUCCUUCCUUAGACCCAUCCUUAAAUUCUUGUUUCUUCUCUUUCAGUAUAAACCAUGGUCUUCCUGGUUUGGUAUGCAUACUUCUGGAAAUGGAAGGAGCACAAGAAACACAAGAAAGAGAAGAAGAUCGACUGGACACCACAACUUUGAUGUGUCUGCAGAAGAUACUUUCACUGAAUAUUCAAAUGACACUUCAACAACAAUAGGUGACUCCACAACAGACAAUUCCACCACACUACGUUCUCCUACUGCGUACACAAGACGGUCUACCACAGUACCGUCUACAGGGCAGGCUACAAGGAAUAGAAGGGCAGGAGCAGGAACAAAUAAUCAUAAUACGCCGGGUCACCGGAACAAUAUAGGUUACAUUCGGAUGUAG
Molecule: messenger RNA, 1074 nt
Organism: Plasmodium coatneyi
Lineage: Eukaryota; Apicomplexa; Aconoidasida; Haemosporida; Plasmodiidae
Exons: 3
Coding region: 1-1074 (357 amino acids)
Source: RefSeq, a predicted model, not a curated record